This is a messenger RNA of Elephantulus edwardii (Cape elephant shrew), 1188 nucleotides long. RefSeq names its product UDP-GlcNAc:betaGal beta-1,3-N-acetylglucosaminyltransferase 7 (gene B3GNT7). The record is from RefSeq and is a predicted model, not a curated record. Bases 1 to 1188 code for a protein of 395 amino acids. Gene Ontology annotation, molecular function: hexosyltransferase activity. Gene Ontology annotation, cellular component: membrane. Lineage: Eukaryota; Metazoa; Chordata; Mammalia; Macroscelidea; Macroscelididae. The transcript has 2 exons.
AUGUCGCUCUGGAAGAGAACGGUCUACAGGAGUGUGUGCCUGUCCCUGGCCCUGCUGGUGGCUGUCACAGUGUUUCAGCGCAGCCUCACCCCCGGCCAGUUUCUGCAGGCGCACCCACCCCGGGCACUGGAGCAGAGUGGGCGCCUCGUGAAUCCCAACAGCUUCUGGAAGAGCCCCAAGGAAGAGGCCCUUCCGACCCCCACCAGCCUGCAGGAGCUGCAGGCCUGGGACGUGACCACUACCAACUGCUCAGCCAAUGUCAACCUGACCCACCAGACCUGGUUCCAGAGCCUGGAGCCCCACUUCCGGCAGUUCCUGCUCUACCGUCACUGCCGAUACUUCCCCAUGCUGUUGAGCCACCCGGAGAAGUGCCAGGGCGACGUGUACCUGCUGGUGGUCGUCAAGUCGGUCAUCACACAGCACGACCGCCGCGAGGCCAUCCGGCAGACCUGGGGCCGCGAGCAGGAGGCGGUGGCCGGGGGCCGCGGCGCCGUGCGGACGCUGUUCCUGCUGGGCACGGCCUCCAAGCAGGAGGAGCGUGCCCACUACCAGCAGCUCCUGGCCUACGAGGACCGGCUGUACGGCGACAUCCUGCAGUGGGACUUCCUGGACAGCUUCUUCAACCUGACCCUCAAGGAGAUCCACUUCCUCAAGUGGCUGGACAUCUUCUGCCCCCACGUCCGCUUCGUCUUCAAAGGGGAUGACGACGUCUUUGUCAACCCCGCCAACCUGCUAGAGUUCCUGGCUGACCAGCAGCCCCACGAGGACCUGUUUGUGGGGGACGUCCUGCAGCACGCACGGCCCAUCCGCAAGAAGGACAACAAAUACUACAUCCCCAGCGCCCUCUAUGCCAAGGCCACCUACCCGCCCUACGCCGGCGGCGGCGGCUUCCUCAUGGCCGGCGGCCUGGCCCGCCGCCUCUACCGUGCCUGCGACACCCUAGAGCUGUACCCCAUUGACGACGUCUUCCUGGGCAUGUGCCUGGAGGUGCUGGACGUGCGGCCGGUGGCCCACGAGGGCUUCAAGACCUUCGGCAUCUCCAGGAACCGCAACAGCCGCAUGAACAAGGAGCCCUGCUUCUUCCGUUCCAUGCUGGUGGUGCACAAGCUGCUGCCCGCCGAGCUGCUGGCCAUGUGGGGGCUGGUGCACGGCAACCUCACCUGCUCGCGCAAACUCCAGGUGCUCUGA